ACGUCGCCGGCUUCCUAUCUUCUGUCAGGGGAGCCGGGCGUGCGGAGGAGGCAGAGGAGGCGGGAAGGUGGCUGUGGUUGAAGGGACAAUUGCUGACUUGCGGGGAGGAGGUCCGAGGGAGCGGGCAACCAUGGUGAUGGCGGCGAAGAAGGGUCCAGGCCCGGGUGGCGGGGUCAGCGGGGGUAAGGCGGAGGCGGAGGCGGCCUCGGAGGUGUGGUGUCGCCGGGUGCGGGAGCUGGGCGGCUGCAGCCAGGCAGGGAACCGCCACUGCUUCGAGUGCGCCCAGCGCGGGGUCACCUACGUGGAUAUCACCGUGGGCAGCUUCGUCUGCACCACCUGCUCCGGCCUCCUGAGAGGCCUGAACCCCCCUCAUCGCGUCAAGUCCAUCUCCAUGACAACUUUCACUGAGCCUGAAGUAGUAUUCCUGCAAUCCCGUGGAAACGAGGUUUGCAGGAAGAUUUGGCUGGGUCUUUUUGAUGCUCGGACAUCUUUAAUACCAGAUUCCAGGGAUCCUCAGAAAGUGAAGGAGUUUCUCCAGGAAAAAUAUGAGAAAAAGAGAUGGUAUGUCCCCCCAGACCAAGUCAAGGGGCCCGCUUAUACCAAAGGCAGUGCCUCCACCCCCAUCCAGGGCUCCGUCCCGGAAGGGAAGCCCCUGCGGACUCCUCUGGGGGAUCCCGUGCCGUCUCUCUCAGCUGCUGCCUCCACCUCUAGCCAGUCUGUCAGUCAGUCUCAGCCUCGGACGUCCCAGCCCCGGAGCUCUCAGCCACCUCCCCACUCCUCGGUCAAGAAAGCCAGUACCGACCUGCUGGCCGACAUAGGUGGAGACCCCUUUGCUGCUCCCCAGGUGGCACCAGCUUUCGCUGCAUUCCCAGCCUUUGGGGGCCAGACACCUUCCCAUGGAGGAUUUGCCAACUUCGAUGCCUUUGGCAGUAGCCCCAGGUCCUCUGCAUUUGGAAGCAUUCCUCCAGCUGGCCAAGGCCCGUUCCAGGCCCAGCCAACACCCACAGCCAGUCGGAUGCUAACUGGAAGUUACAGCUUUGGGAGCAGCCAGGUGACUCCAUUUGCGGCCUCUCCUCUCGCACCUGCCAGUCAGCCCAACAGCCUCGCAGAUAUGGGCAGCCUCCUGGCGCCCGGAGCGUCACCUGGAGGUAUCCCUAGCAGCAUCUUCGGGGUGGCCGGCCAGGUCCCCACGCUCCAGUCGGCCACAGCUGGUGGAGGCGGCAGCACGGGGCUUGCCUUUGGAGCCUUCACCAACCCUUUCACAGUACCUGCCGCUCACCCUCAGCUGCCUUCCACCAACCCGUUCCAGCCCAACGGCCUGGCCACAGGGCCCAGCUUUGGGAUGAGCAGUGCGGGGCCUGGCUUCCCCCAGACAGUGCCACCCACCAGGGCCUUUGUCAGCACCUUCCCACCACCACUGUUCCCCCCACAGACCUCGAUGACUCAGCAGCAGAAUGGUUCUUCCUUCAGCGAUUUAGGAUCAGCCAAGCUGGGACAGAGGCAACUGAGCCAGCCAGCUGGGACCUCUACCAACCCCUUCAUGACUGGAUCCUCAUCAAGCCCGUUUGCCUCCAAACCUCCAACCACCAACCCAUUCUUGUAGCACUUUGUCCUGGGGGGGGGCUCUUCCCUGUCCUGUGGGGCCCCUCUACUCCCAGGAGCUCUGGUGACCAUUUGCCUGUGGCAUUUCUGUGGGUCUGAGACCAGAAUGGGCCUUGUUUUGUAGGGAAGGGGUCUUGGGGAUGGUGGAGGUGCUAAUGCUUUGCUUGGGGCUUGCAGAUAAAAGGGCAGCUUCCCGGGUCAGCUGCCCCCAAGGCUUCCUCCCAUCCUCCCUCCAGCCCCUACCCAGGCAGGAGGCCCAAGAGGAGAGAAGGCAGGGCCUGGCCUAGAGGAGUGAUGGUGUUUGAUUUCUCAAAUUAUUAAUUAUAAUGACAAUAAUCCUCCUCUCCUGCCCUCAGCAUACAUAGUGGUCCCUUCACUCCCAACCGUGUGGGCAGAGGAAGCUGUGGGCACAGACUGACCCGCAUUCCCCUAUGGGAGCAAAGCCUUCCCCCAUCCCCAACUUUCCAACACUGGUCUCCUUGUGGACAGAAGCACAGUGGGAAAAGCAGGGUCAAGGUGGAGUUAAGGCAUGGUGUUGACCUGGGACAGUGAUCAGACAGGCUGAGAAGGCUGAGGGGGGCUGGGGAGGGGCGCUUGGGCCAGCAUCCCCCUUUUCUCCCCACUCCUACCAGGGCAGAAGGCCCUCCAUGGUUUUGCUUCCCCAGCUCUCUCCCUCAUCCUGGGUACUCAGGAUGAAUAAUAGUUUUACCUACAUACUUAGACAUGCCCAACUCCUGUCAAGCACUUUAGUUUGCUGUGGUGUCAUGUUUGGAUACCAGUGUUUUAUAUUUAUACAUAGAGAAUUUUCUAAUAUAGCCUAUUAUAUAUAUAUACGCACACGCGCACACACAUAGAGAUAUAUAUACACAUGCCGCCAUUCUCCUGCUCCCAGACAGCUCUUCCACAUGGGGAAUGGAAUGGAUCCCCAUCUGUGCCUCGACCAGCAGAGCGGGAGCUCCAGAGGGUGGUGGGGAGGGCAGUCACAAGUCCUGACCACCCCCAGAGCCUGGGCUUUUCCAGGGAAAGGCUUUGUGCAAUUGGCUGGUUUUCUCCUUUCUUUUUCCCCAUGUGCCUCCCCCACCCCCCAAAAUCUCUGCACCAAAGCUGUCGCAGGCAAUGUUGGAAAAGAACUGCAUUUGAAAGAAAAGGGAAAUGGCUCUCAUGGUCUCACUUUGGGUUAGUUCCAGGGGCCCCAGCGUGACUGCUGAGUCAGUGAAGAUGAUGCUGUUGGCCAAGGACAGGAAUUCCUUGCCGGCCAUGUUAGCAGUGGGAGUUAGGUGGCUGCAGUGAGGGGGUGACUCCCCCGGGGGUGCCAGUGACACUCCAAGAUGGACAUGGUGGGACCUGAGUACAGGAGUAGACCGCUCACAGGCCGGUGCAUCCACGGCCCCUCCCCAGACUGUUUUUACCUGAGGA
Molecule: messenger RNA, 3018 nt
Organism: Mirounga angustirostris (Northern elephant seal)
Lineage: Eukaryota; Metazoa; Chordata; Mammalia; Carnivora; Phocidae
Gene: AGFG2
Product: ArfGAP with FG repeats 2
Exons: 13
Coding region: 131-1603 (490 amino acids)
Biological process (GO): spermatid nucleus differentiation; intermediate filament organization; acrosome assembly
Cellular component (GO): membrane; cytoplasm; cytoplasmic vesicle
Molecular function (GO): GTPase activator activity
Source: RefSeq, a predicted model, not a curated record